UUAGUGAUUAAAAGAAAAUGGUUAGGGAGGAUUUUGGGAUUGCCCAGCCGCCUCUUGAACUCUAAAUGGCCAACCUACUCUACAUUUUCGACGGAUCCUUCUCCACUCCCCCACGAGGCCACAAAUGCUUCUCCACUCUCCCACUAUCCCACUUUCCACACACACGUAGUCCACUGCAUGCGGCCAAGUGAAUCAAAAUCACUUUCUCUCCUUUAUAUAAUGGAGAUACCACUUUCUCUCCUGUUACAAUUUCCGUUUACUACUUCCCAUACAAAACACUUCGGUUCCAUUCACCGUGCGAAUUGCAUUCAAUAUGGCGGGCCUACCUCAAUUCAAUCAGCUUCCCCAUGGUUUUAUUGCUAAUCUGCAAAAUACGAUGAUGUUGUUGAAAUUUGUGAGCGUGCCGACACCAUCGAUCUCAUUAUGUUGCAAGUGGAUGUCGAAAAUCAGGUAACUAAACAAAUAAAUUUCUUUUUAAUCGUACGCCUUUUGUGGCAUGCUGCAUUUUAUCGAUUUGCUUUGACAAUAUUCGUUUCUGUGUUUACAUCAGGGCACCUCUUUUCUGUUAUCUGGACGUGUAACGAAUUCGACGACGUCCUGGUCCCCUGCAUCCAGAAUCCAUUUCGUCCACCUCACAAUUGAGGACGAUUUCAUUGGUGUUGACAUCGUCUU
Molecule: messenger RNA, 672 nt
Organism: Linum tenue
Lineage: Eukaryota; Viridiplantae; Streptophyta; Magnoliopsida; Malpighiales; Linaceae
Source: the annotation of a GenBank genome assembly